AUGGUCCUUUUUGCAGGAAGAAUUCCUUUUGCAUUUCUUGAAGACAUUCAUCAGAGAUUUGUGAGGACUUAUGGUCGGGCAGUUCUAUCAGCCCAGGCAUAUGCCAUGAAUGAUGAAUUUUCAAGGGUUCUGAGCCAACAGAUCGAGUAUUACUCAAAUGAUCCAAAUGCAGAUAGGAUUAACAGAUUAAAAGGUGAAAUGAGUCAGGUACGCAAUGUCAUGAUAGAGAAUAUUGAUAAAGUUCUAGACAGAGGUGAUCGUUUGGAGUUGCUGGUUGACAAAACUGCCAAUAUGCAAGGAAAUACUUUUCGCUUCAGAAAGCAGGCUCGGCGUUUCAGGAACACUGUAUGGUGGAGAAAUGUCAAGCUCACGUAUGUUAUCUAA
This is a messenger RNA of Ilex paraguariensis (yerba mate), 384 nucleotides long. The record is from the annotation of a GenBank genome assembly. NCBI's taxonomy places the organism in Eukaryota, Viridiplantae, Streptophyta, Magnoliopsida, Aquifoliales, Aquifoliaceae.